CGCGGACGCAGCGUUUGACAACGUCCUGGAGACGUAAGCGUCACUACUCCCGGAGUAUAUAAGGCGGAAGCGGAAAUCUCGCGAUCUCUUCCAAUCUCCCAACAUGGCCGAAAAAUCCGAGAAGGAGAAUCCUAUGCGUGAGCUGAGGAUCCGUAAACUGUGCCUCAAUAUCUGUGUUGGGGAGAGUGGUGACAGACUGACCCGAGCAGCUAAAGUGCUGGAACAGCUCACCGGGCAGACCCCUGUCUUUUCUAAGGCUCGCUACACCGUGAGAUCUUUUGGAAUCAGGAGAAAUGAAAAGAUCGCAGUUCACUGUACAGUUCGGGGAGCUAAAGCAGAAGAAAUUCUUGAGAAAGGCCUUAAGGUCCGAGAAUAUGAACUGAGGAAGAACAACUUCUCUGACACAGGAAACUUUGGUUUUGGUAUCCAGGAGCACAUUGAUCUGGGAAUUAAAUACGACCCAAGCAUUGGCAUCUAUGGGCUGGAUUUCUAUGUGGUACUUGGGCGCCCCGGAUUCAGUAUUGCAGACAAAAAGCGCAAGGCUGGCACUAUUGGUGCAAAGCACAGAAUUGGUAAAGAGGAAGCGAUGCGCUGGUUCCAACAGAAGUACGAUGGAAUCAUCCUUCCUGGAAAAUGAGCUGUCAGUUUAUAUAAAAUCAAUAAAAUAUAUCUUCUGAUA
Molecule: messenger RNA, 679 nt
Organism: Bufo gargarizans (Asiatic toad)
Lineage: Eukaryota; Metazoa; Chordata; Amphibia; Anura; Bufonidae
Gene: RPL11
Product: ribosomal protein L11
Exons: 6
Coding region: 104-637 (177 amino acids)
Biological process (GO): translation
Cellular component (GO): cytosolic large ribosomal subunit; ribosome
Molecular function (GO): structural constituent of ribosome; RNA binding
Source: RefSeq, a predicted model, not a curated record